CCCAUAUAUCCUUUCUCGUUUCGGCCAACGAAACUGGAUGAAUGCAGCGCGGAGCUGUGUUCGUACUAUUACUGCACACACACAAAGAGAGAAAGACAGAUGGCGAUGUUAAGCGCGUUUCUAGGAAGUUUGACUCCUACCAGCCACCGUCUAUUUUCUGCUGGAGCGAAGUGAAGUCGAAAGCGAGCUGGCGGGAGAGAAAUCGGAAGGGUGCGGAGAGCGACCAUGGCAGAUCAGGGACUGGAGAUGGCCUCCAUGAUCCCUGCCCUCAGGGAACUGGGCUGUGCUAAUCCAGAGGAGUACAAUACUGUUGUACAGAAGCCAAGACAAAUACUCUGUCAGUUCAUUGAUCGAAUCCUGGUGGAUGUAGAAGUUGUGGCUUUAGAACUUGUUAAGAAAACUGAAUCACAGCCAAGUUCAGUCAUGUUGCUCGAUUUUAUUCUACAUAUCAUGAAAUCUUCUCCACUUGUAUUUGUAAAUGGAACAGUAAUUCAUCAGCAAAGUGUCACCGAAUCGAGCUGUACUGAAUUUAGCUGCUGGAUCAUAGCAAGGCUUUUGAGAAUUGCUGCCACUCCAAACUGCCACAUUUUACAUGAGAACAUCAGUAACGUAGUUUGCUCCUUACUGUGUCUUUUCAAAGUCAAGAACUGUGCCAUAUUUAACUUGUUGACAAGAGAAUUGCUGCAUCUUCUUCAAGAUCUGAUUUUACUCCAUGAAGGAAAUGUGGGGGCUCACUUCCAGGGGGAUUCAUUCAGCUGGCCUGUGAUUCUGAAAAGAUUUUCAUGCACUCCCAACGUACAUACGGGCUAUUUAAGUUCUGUCCAGCUACAGUUAAUGAACAUGAGCAAUGUAGAAUGCUUGGAGAUAACUUUGAUGAGAAUUCUUACUGAAAUAGUUUCUUAUGUGCUUUUUAAGCCACAGGAUAUUACCCUUUGGGAAAUAGGAUGUUCUCUGUUGGACUAUGGGAGUCCAAAGGUUAAGGUUUUGAGUAUGACCUUUUUAACAGAACUGGUGCAACUAGGAGGUCCUCCGGAAGAGCUAGCCAACAGUUUCUUCUCAAUUUUUUUUGGUGUGUUGCAGUCCAUCCAUGAAAUGGAUGCUGCAAAGUUGGAGCUAUAUGAGGAGCCAUUGUUAAUAUUGGUGAGAACUUUAUUUCCUUUUGAAGUGCAUUCCUAUCAGAAUAUUGAACCUAUUUAUCUAAACAUACUUCUGGAGAAGCUCCAUGCAUUAUUUGAAGCUGAUGUGCUGAGGUUUCUUCAGGCUGAGAAGAUGAAAGGAGUGUUAUGUCACAUACUGCAGUAUUUCAUGAUGUUUGUGCCAGCUGGAUAUGAAUCUGCUGUUUCAGUUAGAAAGAUCCGUAUUAACAACAUCUGCAGAUUUUUUGUUGCAGUAGUUGGAAGCCAGGAGGAGCAGGAGUAUCUGCUGAGUCCACUGUAUGCAGCCUUGAAGACAGAAGCAGAAGAGAUCAUCCAGGAAUGUGGCAAGAAUCCAGAGACAUCUGAUACUGAUGGAGGGAGCAGUAGCAGUGAUGAAGUUCCAGAAAAAAGGCUGCGUCUAAGUCUGUCCUUAAGGCAGUCUAAAAAGUUGGCAGCUCCACCAGACCUCAGUGCACUGAAUAUGAAAAUGAAGAGCAUGCUGUGGAAUGCUAUAAGCAAGAAAGCAGAAUCUCUGCUCUUGGUCUUGGAACAAGACAUUAUUCCAGUGGAAGUUCUACAAACGAUAGAGGGAGUUGCUUUCAUAAUUCAACUAGCUGUUCUGUGCACUGUGCACUGUGCACUAAAUACCAACAGCAUACAUCAUCAAAUUGCUCAUCUGUGUAAUUUAUGCAAUCAUAAACAUAAUACUGUUUGGCCUUCAGAAUCAGCAGAGCGUGUCCAGUUAAUCUGGAUUUCUUCAGAAUUUAUUAUGAGAUCACUUAAAGUCUGUUGGAAGCUUUUAGAUCCUGCUUCACAGAUAACUGAUCUAGAACCAGUGAUUCGAAGAGUGGUGAAAAUAAUUGAUGCCUUACUUUACAUGCAAGUAAAAUUCCAGUUUAAUGAUGAAAUUAUUGAAAACUUAUUUGGAAUACUGUCGUUGCCAUGGAUUUCCAGCCAUUCCGAUGACCCUUCAUUCAGGCUGCCUGCACUGAAUUCAGAUCUUCUGGCUUUGAGUAGACAUACUUCAAGCCAUUUUUCAUCCGAGAUUCAGUCGAAUUGUGUGUUACUUCUUUCUCUGAUCCCAAAAAGAUUACACCUGAAGUGGAGGACUUCUGUUUAUCAGCAUCUCCUACAGAGCCCCCAUGAAAUUAUCAGAGCUAACUGUGUGAAAGGGUUUCCUUUUUUGCUACACCAGUCAAGUGUAAAAUCUUGCACCACACUGCCUGCCUCUUUCUUAGACCGUGUUGGGGAUGAAUCUCUUCUAGUCCAAAAGGCUUAUGCCAGUAUCAUCGGAAAACUGGCUUGCUGUCUUUCUGGCAACUUUCAUUUAAGACCUUCCAUAACUAAACCUGAUAUUGAGCCCCGAAGUUGGGACAUCCUUUGCAGCAAACUUACCGUGAUUUCUUCUUGUGAGCAAACGUGUACAGUGAGAGCAGAUGUUUUUAAGCCUUUUUUAAAUCUUCUUGAAAGCAACAUAGCUAGUUCAGUGAAGCUUGUUUUAAUAGAAAACAUUCCUCUGCUUUGUAAACACUUGGACUUCAAAAAAGAUGGAUUAAAUGUAAAAGUUAUUAUUGGGGCUUUCUUAAAACUAAUGGAAGAUCCAAAAAAAGAUGUAAGAAUGGCCUUUAGUGGGUGCAUCAAAUACAUAUUGGAUUCUUCAGACUCUGAGGAAGGAUUUAUCAAAGAGCUCUUUGUUUCCAGAAUGAAAGAAGCCUAUACAAAUGCUAAAAUAUCAAAAAAUAGUGAGCUGAAGGAUACACUGAUUCUCACAACAGGUGAUAUUGGAAGGGCAGCAAAGGGGAAUUUGGUGCCCUUUGCACUCUUGCACUUGUUGCAUUGCUUGUUGUCCAAAUCAGCAUCUGUGGCUGGAGCAGCAUAUACAGAAAUCCGAACACUGUCUGCUGCCAAGUCUGUAAAGCUGCAAGCUUUUUUCAGUCAGUACAAGAAACCAAUCUGUCAGUUUUUAGUGGAAUCUCUACACUCCAGUCAGGCGGCAAUGAUUUCUAACACUCCCUGCCAAAGCAAUGAAAUACAGAAACAAGAAAUUGCUCAUCAGAGGGAGGCGGCCUUGGACAUGUUAUCAGAAAUUGCUAAUGUUUUUGAUUUUCCAGACCUCAAUCGUUUUCUCAGUCGAAUUCUCCAAGUUCUUUUGCCUGACCUUGCUGCCAAGGCCAGCCCUGCAGCCUCUGUGCUUAUUCGUACAAUAGCAAAACAGCUAAACGUAAACCGCAGAGAGAUCCUCAUCAACAAUUUCAAGUACAUCUUUUCUCAUCUAGUCUGCUUCUGUAGUAAAGAUGAGCUGGAGCGAGCACUUCACUAUCUCAAGAAUGAAACAGAAAUAGAACUUGGAAGUUUGCUGAGACAGGACUACCAGGGAUUGCAUAAUGAAUUAUUGCUUCGUAUAGGAGAGCACUAUCAGCAGGUCUUCAAUGGCUUAUCAAUUCUGGCUUCAUUUGCCUCUAAUGAUGACCCAUAUCAGGGACCCAAGGACAUUACCUCUCCUGAACGAAUGGCUGAUUAUCUGCAACCAAAAUUGCUGGGUAUCUUGGCCUUCUUCAACAUGCAGUUGUUAAGCUCCAGUAUUGGAAUUGAAGAUAAGAAAAUGGCCUUAAAUAGUUUGAUGGCUUUAAUGAGGCUUAUGGGCCCCAAACAUGUAAGUGCAGUAAGAGUAAAGAUGAUGACAACACUCAGGACGGGGCUAAGAUAUAAAGAUGAUUUCCCAGAGUUGUGCUGCAAGGCUUGGGACUGCUUUGUGAAAUGCUUGGAUCAAGCUCAUCUUGGCUCUCUUCUCAGUCAUGUGAUAGUAGCUCUAUUGCCCCUCAUACAUAUUCAGCCAAAAGAAACAGCAGCAGUGUUCCGUUUUCUUAUCAUUGAGAACAGGGAUGCAGUACAAGACUUCCUGCAUGAAAUUUAUUUUCUUCCUGACCAUCCUGAACUAAAAGACAUCCAAACAGUUCUUCAAGACUAUCGGAAGGAGACGUCCAGGAGUACAGACUUGCAGACAGCACUGCAGCUCCCCAUGAAGGCUAUACAGCAUGAGAAUGUCGAUGUUCGGAUUCAUGCUCUCACCAGCCUGAAGGAAACAUUAUAUAAAAACCAAGAGAAGCUGAUAAAAUAUGCAACAGAUAGUGAAACUGUUGAACCAGUUAUUUCUCAGCUGGUGACUGUCCUUUUGAUUGGCUGUCAGGAUGUCAAUUCUCAUGCACGGCUACUUUGUGGAGAAUGUUUAGGUGAACUGGGAGCUGUAGAUCCAGGCAGGCUGGACUUCUCAACAAGCGACAACCAAGGAAAAGGGCUAACAUUUGUGACUGGUGUAGAAGAUCCACAUUUUGCCUAUGGAUUAUUCAUGGAGUUGACAAGAGCAUUCCUUGCUUAUGCUGAUAACGUGCGGGCUCAGGAUUCUGCUUCAUAUGCUAUUCAGGAGUUACUUUCUAUCUAUGAGUGUAGGGAGACAACUAUUGACUGUCCCGGAGGCAAGCUUUGGAAAAUGUUUCCUGAUCAUAUUCAGGAAAUAUUGGAGCCUCAUUUAAGUACACGAUACAAGAGUUAUCAAAAGGCUUUAAACUGGUCCAAGGUUAAAAAGCCAAUUUACUUAAGCAAAUUAGGCAAAAACUUUGCAGAAUGGUCAGCAACUUGGGCUGGAUAUCUUAUAACUAAGGUGCGACAUGAUCUUGCCAGUAAGGUUUUCAACUGCUGCAGCAUUAUGAUGAAGAAUGACUUCAAGGUGACAAUCUAUCUGCUUCCCCACAUUCUUGUCUAUAUUCUUUUGGGAUGUAAUCAGGAGGAUCAGCAAGAGAUUUAUGCUGAAAUCAUGGCUGUUCUGAAAGAUGAUGACCCUUGUGCAAGACAAUGUGAAGAUAAUGCUUCAGAUCUAAGUCAUUUAAGCACACAGACAGUAUUCUCUAUGCUUGAUCAUCUAACACAAUGGGCUAGGUAUAAAUUCCAAAGCCUGAGUGCUGAGAAAGCUGCUAGCAAGUCAAGUAAAGACCACGCAGAAUUGCGAGCACCAAAUGAGGAAUAUGGAGAAUAUCAAAGUGUAGUUCACUUUCUUGACCUCAUACCUCAGGACACAUUGGCUGCGGCUUCUUUUCGCUCCAAAGCCUACACAAGAGCAGUAAUGCACUUCGAAUCAUUCAUCAUGGAAAAGAAACAAAACAUUCAAGAGCAUCUUGGAUUUCUUCAGAAACUGUAUGCAGCUAUGCAUGAACCAGAUGGUGUGGAAGGAGUGAGUGCAAUGCGGAAGGCAGAGCCAUCACUCAAAGAGCAGAUCCUUGAACACGAAAGCAUUGGCUUGUUGAGAGAUGCCACAGCUUGCUAUGAUAGAGCAAUGCAGCUAGAGCCUGACCAGAUAAUUCAUUAUCAUGGUGUGGUGAAGUCUAUGUUAGGUCUUGGUCAGUUGUCUACCGUAAUCACUCAAGUGAAUGGAGUACUUGCUAAAAGACCUGAGUGGACACCUGAAUUAAACACUUACAGAGUGGAAGCAGCCUGGAAACUGACACAGUGGGAUUCUCUGGAACAUUACCUAGCUGCAGAUUGGAAGUCUAAUACAUGGAGUGUUAGGCUUGGCCAGUUGUUACUAUCAGCCAAAAAGAAAGAUUCUGCCAGGCUCUAUGAAACUUUGAAAGUAGUUCGAGCAGAACAGAUAGUUCCUCUUUCAGCAGCAAGUUUUGAAAGGGGAUCGUAUCAACGAGGUUAUGAAUAUAUUAUCAGGCUACACAUGUUGUGUGAGUUGGAGCACAGCAUUGGAUCGGUGCUUCAGCAGCCUGAUAGUGAUUAUGGUAAAGAUUCACUGAAUUGGCACGCUCGUAUAGAAAUGACACAAAACUCAUACAGAGCUAAAGAGCCCAUCCUGGCACUUAGACGGGCUUUGCUGAGCCUCACUAAAAGACAGGAUUACAGUGAGCAGAUGGGAGAAUGUUGGCUCCAAAGCGCCCGAGUUGCCCGUAAAGCUGGUCAUCAUCAAACAGCAUAUAAUGCUCUCCUCAAUGCUGGUGAAUCAAAGUUAUCUGAACUAUAUGUAGAAAGAGCAAAGUGGCUAUGGUCUAAGGGUGACGCUCAUCAGGGCCUUAUCAUUCUUCAGAAGGGGGUUGAGUUGUGUUUUCCUGAUAAUCAAGUACCAUCUGACCCUAAAAGUAAGCUUAUUCAUGGGCAAGCCCUGUUGCUGGUGGGCAGAUUUAUGGAAGAAACAGCCAACUUUGAGAGUAAUGCAGUAAUGAAAAAAUAUAAGGAUGUUACUGCUUACUUGCCUGAAUGGGAGAAUGGACACUUCUACCUUGCUAAAUACUAUGAUAAAGUAAUGCCUACAGUAACAGAAAACAAGAUGGAAAAACAGGGAGAUCUGAUUAAGUACAUAGUUGUUCACUUUGGAAGAUCUUUACAUUUUGGAAAUCAGUUUAUCUAUCAAUCUAUGCCAAGAAUGCUAUCUUUGUGGCUUGACUUUGGAGCAAAAGCAUAUGAAUACGACAAAGCUGGUCGCCAUGAUCGUGCACAAAUGAAAAAUGAUUUGGCUAAAAUCAACAAGGCAAUUACCGAGCACACACAGCUUUUGGCUCCUUACCAGUUUUUGACAGCUUUCUCUCAGCUGAUCUCCAGAAUCUGCCACUCCCAUGAUGAAGUGUUUGUUGUUCUUAUGGCAAUCAUUGCAAAAGUUUUUCUAGCCUAUCCUCAACAAGCCAUGUGGAUGAUGACUGCUGUAUCCAAGUCCUCCUAUCCAAUGCGUGUAAACAGAUGCAAGGAAAUCUUCAACAAAGCUAUUCAUAUGAAGCCAUCUUUGGGAAAGUUUAUUGGAGAUGCAGCUCGCCUGACAGAUAAACUCCUAGAGCUGUGUAACAAAUCGGUUGAUGGGAACACCUCCACAUUAAGCAUGGGUAUUCAUUUCAAAAGUCUCAAGAAGCUGAUAGAAGAGCAGACAUUUAGUGAGAUUCUUAUCCCUUUGCAAGCUGUAAUGAUUGCUACUCUCCCUUCAGUUCCUGGCACACAUUCCGAUCAUGAUCCUUUUCCUGGAUGUUGGCCUUAUAUUGCUGGUUUUGAUGAUUCGGUUGAAAUCCUUGCAUCUCUUCAAAAACCCAAGAAGAUUACUUUAAAAGGUUCAGAUGGGAAAUCUUAUAUCAUGAUGUGCAAACCAAAAGAUGACAUGAGAAAGGACUGUCGACUCAUGGAGUUCAACUCCCUGAUAAAUAAGUGCUUAAGAAAAGAUGCAGAGUCACGUAGGAGAGAACUCCACAUCCGGACCUAUGCCGUUAUUCCUCUGAAUGAGGAAUGUGGAAUAAUUGAAUGGGUGAACAACACAGCUGGCUUGAGAAAUAUCCUGAUCAAAUUAUACAAGGAGAAAGGUGUCUACAUGUCUGGGAAAGAGCUCCGUCAAUAUAUGCUUCCAAAAACAGCACCUUUAAUGGAAAAGCUGAAAGUUUACAAAGAAACCCUACUUCCCCGGCACCCUCCAAUUUUUCAUGAAUGGUUUCUGAGAAAAUUCCCUGAUCCUACUUCAUGGUACAGCAGUAGAUCAGCAUAUUGUCGUUCCACUGCAGUGAUGUCCAUGGUUGGGUAUAUACUAGGCCUUGGGGACCGUCACGGAGAAAAUAUUCUGUUUGAUUCCUUAACGGGUGACUGCGUGCAUGUGGAUUUCAACUGUCUGUUCAAUAAGGGAGAAACGUUUGAAUUUCCAGAGAUUGUUCCAUUUCGUCUUACUCAUAACAUGGUCAAUGGGAUGGGUCCAAUGGGGACAGAAGGUCUCUUCCGAAGAGCUUGUGAAGUUACACUGAGACUUAUGCGUGACCAGAGAGAACCACUUAUGAGUGUUUUGAAGACUUUUCUCCAUGAUCCUCUUGUGGAGUGGAGUAAACCAGUGAGAGGCAAUACAAAAACUCUAGUGAACGAAACUGGAGAAAUUGUCAAUGAAAAGGCCAAGACCCAUGUUUUGGAUAUAGAUCAGCGACUACAGGGUGUGAUUAAGAACAGGAAUAGAGUAAAGGGCCUGCCUUUGUCAAUUGAAGGGCAUGUUCACCAUCUCAUUCAAGAUGCAACGGAUGAGAACUUGCUGUGUCAGAUGUACCUUGGCUGGGCUCCAUAUAUGUGAACUUUUACUAUUUGCAAAUUAGUUGCUGUAAUAUGAGGCUGGGGUGAUCUGAGAGAGCUGUUUUUUAAAGUAAAAAAUUAACAUUUUAUAUAGUUUCUCCUUUGCACUUAUGUGUUUCAUUUCCUGCUUUUGUUUGUAUUGCAUAUUUGUAUAUAAAUGCUACUUUCAUUUGUAUAUUUGAAAAGCCACUUAUACAGAUCAUUAUAGAGCUGAAACCUUAUAUUUUAAAAAGUUUGAAUACAGCAUUUGAGCUACUCGAUGCACCAUGUUUUUAUUUUGUACCUAAAAUCCAUCUCUAUUAAAUAGGUUUGCGUAAUACCAA
Molecule: messenger RNA, 8533 nt
Organism: Rhineura floridana
Lineage: Eukaryota; Metazoa; Chordata; Lepidosauria; Squamata; Rhineuridae
Gene: ATR
Product: ATR serine/threonine kinase
Exons: 47
Coding region: 226-8211 (2661 amino acids)
Biological process (GO): telomere maintenance; DNA damage checkpoint signaling; protein phosphorylation
Cellular component (GO): nucleus
Molecular function (GO): protein serine/threonine kinase activity; protein binding
Source: RefSeq, a predicted model, not a curated record